This is a messenger RNA of Porites lobata, 6565 nucleotides long. The record is from the annotation of a GenBank genome assembly. NCBI's taxonomy places the organism in Eukaryota, Metazoa, Cnidaria, Anthozoa, Scleractinia, Poritidae.
AUGGCAGAAGGUUGUUCUGCGAGUUCUGAAGUGGAUGACAGCGGUAUGUAUUCCAUCGUCUUAAUUCAUAAAUUUCCGUUUUUCGCCUACAGUUCGGACAGUUCGAUAAUACAGUUUCACCCACAUGAGGGAAAUGCAAGAUUUUUUCACAGGAUUUUGCAAGUAUAAACGAACGUCAAUUUCGGUUAUCUCAACCUGCACGGAGCACCAUAACUUGUAAAAUAAGAAAGCUUACUUAUAAGGACAACCUUGUAUAUUUUCCUGUAGCAUCGGCGUACGGGAAAAAUUUUGUUGGGGGGGGCUGAACAUAAUUUGCCCGAAUGAAACUUGUUGGUCACAUAUGCACAAGAUGAUUCUUUCGUGACGUCAAGUUUUCUUCGCCGUGCCGUGAGAGUACGGGCGUUCAAAAUAGUGCAAAUAUUUCGGUAAAUCGAGAUGAACAUUUCUAAAAUACAAAACCAUGAAGUGAGAGAUAAAACGUACCAAUUUGAACUCUAAAAGAAGUAUGAAGAACGAUUACUUCGACACCCAAAUGUGUCAAUAAUCCUUUGCAUGUCACUCUGCAUUGUCUUGUUUGCAUACUGUCUUUCAAUGUUAAUAAUGGCGAUACUGCGAAGUUGGUCUUGUCCCAUUGUGGAUCUUAAAAAUAUCUUGAUGCGGCAAAGGGCGCUGAAAGACCUUUCAGCAGAGCACGAGGUUGCAGGAAUUGUGGCCAGGAUGGAGAUAACUUUAUAUAGACCAGGUAAAAUGUAAUGGAGACCAUUUUGAUGCAUGGUCUUUACCAUCACGGCUGCGUUUUUUCUCUGGCAUGGGCCCCCGCAGUCGUAGUUUUCAAAGAUUGACUUCUCACUUGAUAGCAUUUCACUAUCCACGCCACAGAAAUUUCAUACAGUUUGGAUGUUGUUGAUGCUUGGAGAACGGCUGAAUAUGAUUUCACCCAAUGCGCACAAAACCUACAGGUCAUUGCCCUCAAACCUUGAUUGAAGUUCACUGACGACUUUGUCAAUACAUGUGUAAUAAACUGUGAUACGAAAGUGGUCUUUUGCCGUCUGUUGUGAGCUGUCGUUCGCUGCAGCAGGUGUCUCACCUUACUGUGUCUUUGCCCGAACGGUACAUCAGUUUUGCCCGAAUAAUACUAUUUUUUUCCCGACAGGGGGGGCUGCAGCCCCCCCAGCCCCCCCGCCCCGUACGCUGAUGGUAGCAUGUUGAAAAUAACUAUAUUGAAUCUGAGAAAGGGGUUUUUUUUUUUAGGCCGUCCAAGCACUUUCAACUGGAGUCGAACCUAUGACCCUCAAUUAAGCUUACAUUCUGGUUGCUAAUCCCAAUGAUCUACCACACAUAAACACACACACAAAAAUCUAUUUCAAAUAUUCACUAGACUUGAAAUUCACCUUCACACUUCUAUCAUUGCACAUAACUAUAUAUUGACAUUCCAGGCCCAGCAGCUGUAUGCAGCAUAUGUCUUUCUAACAUGAACCUAGUUUAUUGACCUUUAAUUCCUUCAAGUCUCUUGUAGCUGAUGCAGUGGUAGAGUAUCUGGAUUGUUAACUAGGCCUCAGUUGUUCAAAAGGUGGAUAGCGUUGUCCACCGGAUAAAUCUUUAUCCAGUGGAUAGCGCAGUUGGUUUUCAGAAUACUUUUCAGCUGGAUGGUGAUUUAUCUGGUGGUUAGCGCUAUUCAAUGCUUAAACAACUGGGGCCAGAAGGUCAUAGGUUUGAAUCCUAUUGUGAUUUCUUGGAUUGUUUCUUCCAAGCUUCCUGUGACAGAAAAAAAAACAUCUUUGUCAUGUGUUCACCAGGCUUAAAAUUCAAAUUUCUAACAAUAUUGAAGUUCGAAUGAGGCCUUUCACUACGGUUAAAAUUUAAAAUUAUUUGCCUGGAUUUUUUUAAAUUUUAACAGAAGUGAAAGGCUCCAUUUGAACUUCAAUGGUUUAAUCAGGACUGUUGACUUUUUUAGAGAAGUGCAUGUUUUGUGUGUAGAAAAUGAGGUGUAUUUUCAAAUUAGCAAGUUAUACCUGCCAACUUUUUUAAGUUAUAGGCGUUUUUCAAAAUGUGUCAGUUAAUGCUCUAAUGGCACAAACCUUUCUACCAGGCAUGACAAAUUGGAGCACACGUGUGAGAUCAAAGUUUUUGAUCCGCAGGCAUGACAAUCACGCCUUGCUUAGACUUGACACUUGGCAGGUGUAACAAGUAACAGGGCCAAUGCGUGAUGAAAUUGUGGUGUUGUGUUGGUGUGGAAGAGAACACAUUAUUUUAUAAAAUCUAGCCCUUAAUCACAAAAACGAGAAAUUCCAGGUUAUGCAUUGAAAGGUGAUUUAACCCAUUCGCCCCUGAGCUGCCCCUAACCACCCGUGCGGAUCUACAUGCCCGAACUUUGCAAGCUAAUAUUUUGCAUCUGGAUCAGAUGGCCGCAAAGUGUACAACCUGUAAAUGGCUUUAUGGUAAGUUUUAGCUCAUUACAGCAAGACAGUGACCAGAAAACUGCUUGACUAGCUUCAAAAUGCAUUCUUGGGCAAAAUUUCCAGGGGCAAAUGGUUUAAUUGCUUGGGAUACAAAUGAAGUGCCAUAAUUUUCACCGUAAAACUUACUGUUUAGUUAUGCUUGAAUGGACUGAUGUAAUUAUUCUUCCACUGACCAUAAAUGAUGAUUUUGUACACUUAGAUAUACCUCCUCUAGAGGAUAUGACAGAACUCAUUGAUCAAGUAAAUAUGUUACAUAAAGAUGUGUUACCUGGAAGACCAAUAGAGUCUUCAAAAAUACCCACAGAUCCAUCUACCAAGAAAAAAACUGAAUCUUCCUCUAAGGUAACAACUCUUUGCACUUCUUUCUUACACUCUAUAUAAAUUUUGUGAACUCGGAGGACCCUUUAAUAAACCCUUUCAUAGGUUUUUCAACCUUUGACAUGUACCAUUUUAUUUAGGGAAAAUCUGUUGACAACACUGGAAAGAACACGUCCAUGAAGUGAUAUUAGUAAAAUUGCCAUGUUUGAAAGUGAUUGGUCUUAGGUGAGCGAAGAAAUAGCUCUGCAAAGUUGCAAAAUUUUAGAGACGUUUUUACGGUGGGGUGGGGGUCUACAAACUUUAUUGCCCUGGCACUUUCAAACUUGGUAAUUUUACCAAUUUAAAGGCGCUCUUUCCAACAGCGCUAACAGGCAGAUUUUCAUGAACUUGUUCAUGAGAAAAGUUGAAAAACCCAUCGAAAGGUCUAUUAGUGUUUGAGAUGGAGUUGUUGGGUAGAAAGGCUGUUAAGCACUGGCAUGAUUGCAUAAACUAUUAUAGUUUACUGUCAAUUUUGGUGUGGAAAGAGUUGGCAAAGUGUUCGGUUGGUUUUCCCGAUGUACACUGAUAACUACUUUUUGUGUUCUUGAUUAUAUUAAUAUCAAAAUAUCAAGUAUUUUUUGAAGUUUUGAGUGUUUUGAGUCUGUAAUGAAAUUCUUAAUAAUCAAAGGACUGAAUUAGUUAUCCUUGGUACCACCCUUAGUAGUUAUUUGUUAAUCACUAAUAUUCAGGUUUUCCAUGCUUUGUUUCAGUAGAACUACCAGGACGCAAAUUAUACAAAUAACCAACACAGAGCUGCAAAUAAUAAUAACUUGGUCAUCAGACAAUGUCUGACUAAAAUUUUCCCAAGUCUGUGGGGUAGAGAGAUGGACUGUAGACUCAUUUGUAGUAAAAAAAACUUCCAUCAGCACAGAAAUGGAGUAGCUGAUUGGUCAGUUUUAUAGUUGUUGACAGAUAAUUAACAAGUCUGUGGUUAAGUCUGGCUUAAGUUAGCAAGCAGUAGAUAUGUUCAAUAAGUCACUAAUCUCAUUAAUAUGAAUCUAACCACUAAUAAUGCAGAGGUCUGGACUGGGAGCAAAGGGAGUGUGUACCAGUAUUUGAUUUCUUUAUUUGUUGUCUUUUCAGAACCAAUCACUGGCUCAAAGUCAAAGUCAGAAAUCUUUUGGUGGAUUCAAAAAAGGAUUUCUGAACAAUCCCAAACCAAAAAAGGGAAAAUCUCCAUCUUUAGCAGAGCCUGGGAAAAAAGAUGAUAUCCCUGUUAUUAAGCCCAAGAAUCCAGAGCAAAAAAAAAAAGGAAUGGAGAUACCGGAAGUACAGGAAGCAAUGAAAUCAAAUAUACCAAGUUUGGAAAACAAAGGUGAUUAGGUCAAAUCAAAAUUAUAAUUUGCUAUGUUGUCAGAGUACUAUCAUUUUAUAAUAUAUCUAGCUGGGUUUUUAAAAAUGUUACCACCAAGAAGAACUAUUCUACCCAGAAGUCCAAAGUCCAAAGUGGCUAAUAUGAAUACUACAUUUAAGAAUGUCAACCACUGCUUUCUUCUCUUUACCUCCUUUCUCUCUCCUCGCUCUUGCUAUUUUUCCUUUCCUUUUUCUUAGUUAGUGGGAUUUUCAGCCUUACCUGACACAAAAAACCUGCCUUUUGGCCCUUUUCCACUCUUGGCUGCAAAUUUUGCCAGUAUCAUUUUCAAAAACUUGGCUGGAUACAAAAGAAAACAUUUGUUGAAAAAUAGUUAAAUACACUAUUUUUUUUUUCAAUAGACUGGAUAACUGAGGAUCUCUUGAAGAAGAUUGAAGGAAAUCCUUCUCUGUCAAAGUUGCUUAUGGACCCUAAGUUCACUGCUGCACUGUCACAAGUUCAGACAGACCCCAUGAAGGCUAUGGCCAUGCUCAGUAGCAAUCCUGAAAUGCAGAAAGCUUUACAGGAGUUCAGUGCAUUACUAGGAGAACACUUCACUUCACUUGGGAAUUCAGCUGUGGGAAUGGUAAGCGAGGAAAUUAUUUUGUAAUGAAAAGAAAGAAACAGUUGGAUAAAGUAGCCCUGGGUGGGGCCUGACAUGACCCUAACAAAGGGAGCAGGAUCGAACCAGAGUUACUAUAGCAAUGGCAUAAGAUCAUUAAAAAUCCAAGACACAGAGUCCCCUGGUGAAAAGUUGUCUAUGAGGAAGAAUGGCUAAUGCUGAUGCACAUAUUACAAAAAUCAGACUUUGAGACUCAUCAGAGAGGCUCACAGGAUUUCAGGUUUGGGUAAAAACAUUCCCAAAAUAUGUGAUCUUAACAGUUAAAUUAAUAAUUUUAAUAAAUAAUAAAUAAGUUAAUUUUUAAUUCACUGGCACAAACCAUAUAUAGCAGUGGGAAAGGACUUGUAGUGAAAUUUAGAGCCACACAAGCAGGAUCUUCUAGUCAACAUUUGCCAGCUCUAGCACAUAAGGUGUAGAACUGAAGAAGUGAUUAUGUCGUAGGAAUAACAGAACAAAGGAUUCACUGUCACAGUAGUUGCCCUAAUUAUGUUCUUUGAACAUAUUUCUCUAAAGAAUGCAUAAAUGAAAGUUGGGAAAACGUUGAGAGUUUCAUCAUCCACAAUCUCACUGGCAGCAACAUUUUCGUGAGUCUGAAUCAAGGCAAUUUUCACUUCAUGAUUGCAUUAAAUUGAUGUAGUUCACUGUUAGCCUUUGUUUUAGUAAAUCCAUCAAUUCAGAUUUCACUCCAGUUUUGACUUAGGAUGUAUCAUGUUUCCAUAGAAAUCUACAGUCAGUCAAGACAAUGACAUUGGACUUACUGAAAGAGCAAGUGCUAGACAACAACCUCCUGUUCCUCCAUCCCCUGAGGAUCAAGCUAAAAUGCAGGAAAUUCUAUCAGAUCCUGAAGUAAUGAGAGUUCUACAAGAUCAUCAAAUACAGAAAUUAUUGACCAUGAUGAAGACCAAUCCUGAUGCAGCACAGUUGUAAGUAAAGAAUAUUUUGUUACCAUACUGUAAACUGCCAUUUAUAACCCCCCCAAGUUAUAGGAUAUGUUGUUCAUGUAAUAUAUCAAAACAUGAGACGCAGUGUUUCAUCACCAGAUGAAACACCGAGAAGAGAGUUGAAAAUACGACGCGCAGCGGAGUAUUUUUGACGAACUUCGAGGUGUUUCAUCUGGUGAUCAAACACUGUGUCGAAUGUUUGAUAUUUCUUCUCAAACAAAAUCAUUUUUGAAAGAGAAAUUAAGGAUGCAAAUACUGAGCAGUUUUUCAUCCGAUUUCCAAACACUCAUUAAACAUUAAUUUUCUUUGUAUUUUCUUUAUGAAUUAUUAAUGAGUUUGAGAAGUACUUGUCUUGCCUCGCUACAACUAACUGUAGCUUUCCAGCUAUUUGUGGGGCAAGUUAUUUAACUGCUAGUAUAUGCAAGAAUGAAAUUGUUGUUGGUACGGUUUGGUUAUUUAUCAAUUCUGGUGCCAUGAGCAGUUGGAUUCCCCAGUUCCAUUUCUUAAAUAUAUUUAUGUAUAAAAUAUAUAGUAAAUGAUUUUACAUUAUUGAGUCAUUAUUUCUAAACCUUAUUAUUCAGUCUUUGGCUUAAAGUUUUUGUUUUUGGUGAAUGAACUCUCUCUCUGUCUAUUGACAGUCAAUCACUUUUUACCUUUGCAACAUUAACAGCCUUUUCCUGAUCCAAGGUUUGUAGAUAUUCAAAAGAAUUACUCUCAUAAAGGUGUAUUGUAUUGUUAUCUAUUUCCUUGCAGAGAAGUAAAGAAUGCCAAUGCUGAUAUGAGGGCUAAGAUACAAAAACUGGUUGAAGUUGGACUGUUGGGUUUUGCUCACUGA